This is a messenger RNA of Striga asiatica, 630 nucleotides long. The record is from the annotation of a GenBank genome assembly. NCBI's taxonomy places the organism in Eukaryota, Viridiplantae, Streptophyta, Magnoliopsida, Lamiales, Orobanchaceae.
AUGGCUCCGGGAGUUCGGAAUCCAAAAGCAAGAAUCAUACCAAAUAAUUCUCGGCAGAGUCUCAUGGAACACAUGACAAAUACAGGAGCUUUAGCAAAGAGUAAAACCCGACAAUCUGAGAAAACCGAUUCGGCAUCAGACAAAGUGAACAAGGGAUUGCCAAUAACUGAUGGUUCGUCUAUACGAAGCGCAAAAUGCGAAUCCGACGUUCGAGGGAAACAUGGUAACUAUUUGGCCUCAGCCUCCUCAAUCUUAGCAAAAGAAGAGUACUCUUAUGCCAGAAAUUCAGACUCCUCAAACUCGAAAAAUGAUCUGCAAAAUCAAAGUCAGCAACAUGGAAGCAAUCCUGAUCCUCCAUCACAUCAGAGAAAUCAACAUCGUCAAUCACCUCAGGCAGAUAUCAUUGGUACCCUUCACGUUGCCAAGCAGAACCAUCGUCACCAGCAGGCCCUUGCCGGCGAUCCUCCACAGCGGCCAUCCAUCGCUGGUGCCACCCGCGGCGUUCCUCGACGGCGCCCUCUUCCUAGCGACGAGUCACGACCGGCGUUUUAUGCAACUUCCAACGAACCCAGCAGCAACUCCGGCGAGCCCUUCUCGUCCGCGAGUUAUCGUCACGAUCAUUUUCGGUGA